This is a messenger RNA of Betta splendens (Siamese fighting fish), 2488 nucleotides long. Its product is annotated as potassium voltage-gated channel subfamily V member 2-like. The record is from RefSeq and is a predicted model, not a curated record. The transcript is spliced from 2 exons. Bases 340 to 1938 code for a protein of 532 amino acids. Gene Ontology annotation, biological process: protein homooligomerization; potassium ion transmembrane transport. Gene Ontology annotation, molecular function: voltage-gated potassium channel activity. Lineage: Eukaryota; Metazoa; Chordata; Actinopteri; Anabantiformes; Osphronemidae. Gene Ontology annotation, cellular component: voltage-gated potassium channel complex; membrane.
UUUCACAAUUUCAUUUUAUAUUAUAUAAAUAGGAAUCACUCAAAUAAGAUGUAGGAAAUGUUUAUAUAAGUCAUAAAAUAUUUUUUAAGUAGAAGCAUGUGAAUUUAUUAUGAAAAGGUGUUACAGCAUGCCCCUCAGCCAACGUCAUGUCAGCCAGGCAACGCAGCAGGGGAUAAUGGUAUUUAGAUGUCCUGUAAGCACACGGAUCCUAUCAGUCAGCAACAUUAAUGGGGCCAUGAGGCAUCCUGCUAUGUGAUUAGGGAGAAGGGGUAUUAUACAGCAGCAAUACUGGCUGGUCAGAAGGCUCUCUGUCGUGUAGCGUGAGGGGGUGGGAUAAGCAUGGGGAGCACCAGCAAGGUGGGUAACCCGUGGAACAGGAGACAGAGUCUCUUCCCCAACUACAAAAUCACAGAUUCAGGCAUCGAUCGAAGACCCUCUGAGGUCGUGUAUCCGCUCGCUAAAGAAAGCUGUGUGAAGACAUGGAACUCUAUGCAGGAGCUGAGCAGAGACAUCUAUGACAUUUACGCCGAGUACGAGGAUGAAGAUGAUGACUGUUCCCCAUGCUGCUUCUCCAAGCCCAUCACACCCUCCAAGAAGAACUUCAUGAUCAACAUCAAUGUAGGGGGCAAACCCUACCACAUAGCCUACAAGAUGGCUGCCAAGUAUCCCAAGACAAGAAUAGGGCGACUGGCCACCUACACCACAACAAUGAAGCUGGACCUGUGUGACGACUACAUUGUGACCAAUAACGAAUACUUCUUUGACAGGGACCCAGACAUCUUCCACAGCAUCUUCAAUUUCUACAGGACUGGCGUGCUGUGGAUCAAAGAUGAGCUGUGUCCCCGCAACUUCCUGGAGGAGAUCAACUACUGGGGAGUGAGGAUCAAGAACACACACCGCUGCUGCCGCAUCUCCUUCGAAGAGAGACAGGAUGAGCUCAAUGAGCAGCUGAAGAUCCAGCGCGAGCUGGAAGCAGAGGUGGAGAUCGAGGAAAACGAGGAGCUCUUUCAUGACAUGGUCUUGGGGCAGAAGCGCAGGGCUAUCUGGAACCUGAUGGAGAAACCCUUUUCGUCUGUCAAAGCCAAGGUGAUGGCUGUGACCUCCAGCCUAUUCGUUCUUAUCUCCCUGGUGGCCAUGACUCUUAACACAGUUGUAGAGAUGCAGUACAGGACUCACACAGGUCACCUCAGUGGCAAGACGUACUGGGAGUACGUGGAGUCCAUGUGCAUCGCCUUCUUCACCAUGGAGUACCUGCUCCGGCUGGUGUCCACCCCUGACCUCAGAGCCUUCAGCAGAAGCGUCCUCAACACAGUGGACCUGAUCGCCAUCCUGCCCCAGUUCCUGCAGGCCGUCAUCGAGUUCUUUGACAGCGAGGAAGACUACAUGAAGCACGAGGCCGACAUGCAGGCGGUGGGGCAGGUGGGAAAGCUGGGCCAAGUGCUGAGAAUCAUGAGACUGAUGCGAAUCUUCCGUAUCCUGAAGCUGGCGCGACACUCCACGGGCCUGAGGGCCUUCGGCUUCACUCUGCGCCAGUGCUACCAGCAAGUGGGCUGCCUCUUCCUUUUCAUCGCCAUGGGCAUCUUCACCUUCUCAGCCAUGGUUUACACUGUGGAGCACGAUAUGCCGCGCACAAACUUCACCAGCAUUCCUCACGCGUGGUGGUGGGCAGCUGUCAGUAUCUCCACUGUUGGCUAUGGGGAUGUCUACCCAGAGACCAUACUAGGGCGCCUAUUCACUUUCAUCUGCAUCGCUUUCGGAAUCAUCCUCAACGGCCUCCCCAUAUCCAUCCUCUUCAACAAGUUUUCUGACUAUUACUCCAAACUCAAGUCCAAUCAGUACACAGCCUCCAUGAAGAAACGAGGGAAAGUGAGAUUUUCCAAGAGGACAGUGACAAAGCUCAACCAGUUGUUUGGAAUGCACAAUUGUGAGGAACAAUGAAUUAAUAUUUGCUUCUUAUAAUAAAAAAAAGUAUGAAUGUAAAACUAUGAGAAAAUUGUGUAAGAAAGACUUUGAAAGGCCGAUGCUCUAGUUAUUACUGGCAGAUCAGGAGACACAUUUGUGUAUAUUGGCAGCUUUUGCAAGUGGGAAGAAAUUACAUGUGUUAAGAUAUUAAUGGAAAGAAAAACACCCACAGUUAAUGAUUGUGAAAGUUACUACUUUAAACACUAACAUUUAUUACAUAAAGUCAGAUAAGCCAAAGCAGUAUGUCUGUCUAAUUCUUUUAUAGUUUUAAUGCAUAAAUUUAUAUUUUUGUUAUUAAAGACUUAGAAGCAUAAAAUUAAUUAUGCAUACACAUACAUACAUACAUACAUACAUACACAAAAACAUUUUCUGCUAUUAUCAGUGAAAUGCGUGUAUUACACAAUACAUUUAGAAUCUCUACUCUCAAUAAACACUGUGGUUCUUAUGAACCUGCUCAUGAAUCUCAUUGGGAACUGUAGCUCCACACAUCAUCUCUGGAUUAAUUUGGCUAUCACAAAAAUAAACA